UUAUACCACUAGGGUUUCUGCCCUCCCAAAACCCCCCAUUUCGGUUUUUUCUCUUAAUCAAAACCCCAUUUUCCCUUUCUCAACUCUCAGGCACUUGAAUGAGCAAAUCCCACUUUCCUGAUUCAAUGAUCAAAGCUAGAAAGCUAGCAGCAAGCUCUUCACUUUAUUAAGUAUUUUCUGUAAGUACCAUUUUCCUCACUCUGCCUCUCUCUCUCUCUCUCUCUCUAUCACACGACCAUAGUUUACAAGGAUUUCUACUUUUGUUUUGUAUCAGAAUAAGAAUUGAAUUUCUUCAGUCUGUUGUGUUUGAGAGAAAAGAGAGAAUCAAAAAGUUUGAAUAUUUUUUAGUCAUUUUAUGGGGAAAUCAGGAGGUAGAAAAAAGAAGGGUGGUUUAAAUGCAAACCAGGUUUCAGUUGAUAAUAAUUCUAGUAAUAAAAAUUCACAUGUUAAUGGCGGUGUUGACUUAGACUCUUCUGUGUUUUUGAAAAGAGCCAAUGAGCUCAAAGAAGAAGGCAAUGUCAAGUAUCAAAACAAGGACUAUAUGGCUGCUCUUCAACUCUAUGAUAAUGCUCUUAGGCUUAUCCCCAAAACCCACCCUGACCGAGCUGUCUUUCACAGCAAUAGAGCUGCUUGUUUGAUGCAAAUGAAACCCAUUGAUUAUGAUGCUGUUAUUGCUGAGUGUAAUAUGGCAAUCCAGGCUCAGCCUCUCUAUGUUCGAGCCCUUCUUCGAAGGGCUCGAGCCUUUGAGGCUGUUGGAAAGUAUGAAAUGGCUAUGCAGGACGUGCAACUUCUUUUGGGGGCUGAACCCAAUAACAAGGAUGCUUUGGAGAUUGACCGGAGAUUAAGGACUGCAUUGGGUCCUCGUCUGGAGGCUCAGCAAGACCUCCAGAGCCGGCCCUCUCCUGCUGCACUUGGGGCUUCUGCUGUUCGUGGUGCACCAAUUGCUGGCCUUGGGCCUUGCUUACCUGCUCGUCCAGUGCCUAAGAAGACAUCGACAUCACCUCCUCGAGGAUCAGCUGUAUCACCAAAUAAUAAGCUGGAUAAGCACCAAAUGAAUGUAGCACAUGAAACUGGUUCCAAAAACAAGAACCAGUUGCCAAAACUCGUGCUGAAGCCUUCGAGUGGUUCUUCAAAAGCAACUGAUAAUCCAAAUAAGGAUGGCCUGAGAGAAAAGUCUUUUUCCACUUCUAUGCGUGGGCAGGUUCCUGAGGUUGCAAUUCAAUGGAGGCCAUUGAAACUUGUUUACGAUCAUGACAUUAGGCUUUCUCAAAUGCCGGUUAAUUGCAGCUUCAAAGUGUUAAGAGAGAUUGUGAGCAAACGUUUUCCUUCAUCCAAGUCAGUUUUGAUCAAAUAUAAGGAUAAUGAUGGAGAUUUGGUGACUAUUACUUGCACAACAGAACUCAGAUUGGCCGAGUCUUCUGUAGAUGCUCUUGUUCCAAUAGAGCCUGAAGCCGAUAAAACUAGUGGAUUCAGAACGUUGAGAUUGCACAUUGUUGAGGUGAGUCCAGAGCAAGAGCCUCCACUACCGGAAGAAGAGGAGGAGAAGCCUUUGGAGAGCCAGGGAGCUAAGUCAGAUGAAAGUGUGUCGCACUCGUCUCUUGGUGAUUCUGUUUCAGAAGGUGUUGAUGUGGAGAUUGAAAAGACAGAGAAAGAAGCUUCAAAGAGGAAAAUUGGGGCUACCGAAGAUCCAGAGUGCAAGGAAGUGGAGAUGGAUGAUUGGCUUUUUGAGUUUGCUCAGCUUUUCCGCACCCAUGUUGGUAUUGACCCGGAUGCUCAUAUUGAUUUGCAUGAGCUUGGAAUGGAGCACUGUUCAGAGGCUCUUGAGGAGACGGUUACAAGUGAGGACGCUCAAAUCCUCUUUGACAAAGCAGCUGCUAAGUUCCAGGAGGUGGCUGCUUUGGCUUUCUUUAAUUGGGGAAAUGUUCAUAUGUGUGCUGCAAGGAAACGGAUUCCCUUAGACGAGUCUGCCGGGAAGGAGGUAGUGUCAGAGAAACUUCAAACAGCGUACGAUUGGGUUCGUGAAAAGUAUUCUUUGGCAAGAGAGAAGUAUACUGAAGCACUCUCGAUCAAGCUGGACUUUUAUGAAGGGUUGCUAGCAUUGGGACAGCAGCAAUUUGAAAUGGCUAAACUUAAUUGGUCUUUUGCACUUGCAAAGAAAAUAGACCUCUCAACAUGGGAUCCUGCGGAAACACUUCAACUUUUCAACAGUGCAGAGGAGAAGAUGAAAGACGCAACAGAAAUGUGGGAGAAGUUGGAGCAGCAGAGAGUAAAUGAGUUGAAGGAUCCAAAUUCAAGCAAGAAGGAAGAGUUGUUGAAGAGAAAGAAGAAACUGGGAAGCGGUGCUGAAAAUGAGUUCCCAGGAACAGGUAAUCAGUGUGAGCUUUCAGCCGAAGAAGUAGCAGAACAAGCAGCUGUGAUGAGAUCACAAAUACAUCUUUUCUGGGGCAACAUGCUCUUCGAACGAUCCCAAGUUGAAUGCAAAUUAGGAAUGGAUGGUUGGAAAAAGAAUCUCGAUACUGCCGUUGAACGCUUCAAGCUUGCCGGCGCAUCUGAAGCUGACAUUUCUACAGUUUUGAAGAAUCAUUGCUCAAAUGGAGAUGCAGUUGAAGGUGAUGAAAAGAAGGUAGUUGGAGAUGUGAAUCAAAUAUCUGACAAGUAAAUACAAAAUUGGUAUUUACCAUAAUCCAUGUGAUAGCUUUAGUGAAUGAAAAGUGCAUUUUUCCUCAUCUACUUGCAAAUGAACAAUUGGGUCCCUAUAUUGAUGAGUGUUGUACUUGAAAGAUUUUGGGUUUCGAGGUUAUGUUUACUCUGACCCCUUUUUUUCAUUUCCUUGAAUAUUGUUUGGACACCAUUGAGCCUUGCAAUAAACUACUUCAUUUGAUUUCA
Messenger RNA from Gossypium raimondii (Peruvian cotton), 2886 nucleotides. Its product is annotated as protein CLMP1. The transcript has a single exon. Gene Ontology annotation, molecular function: protein binding. The coding region runs from base 356 to 2659 and encodes 767 amino acids. Lineage: Eukaryota; Viridiplantae; Streptophyta; Magnoliopsida; Malvales; Malvaceae. The record is from RefSeq and is a predicted model, not a curated record.